Messenger RNA from Gastrolobium bilobum, 1023 nucleotides. RefSeq names its product basic leucine zipper 61-like. The record is from RefSeq and is a predicted model, not a curated record. Gene Ontology annotation, molecular function: DNA-binding transcription factor activity; DNA binding. The transcript is spliced from 4 exons. Lineage: Eukaryota; Viridiplantae; Streptophyta; Magnoliopsida; Fabales; Fabaceae. Gene Ontology annotation, cellular component: nucleus. Bases 1 to 1005 code for a protein of 334 amino acids. Gene Ontology annotation, biological process: positive regulation of DNA-templated transcription.
AUGGCACAAUUGCCACCUAAGAUUCCAAACAUGACACCCAAUUGGCCUGAAUUUUCUUCUCAUCAGAAGAUACCUUCCCUCACAAGCAUGUCACCAAAUGGUGUAACCAACACAAAUAUAUCAAACAACCACCACCAUCAUCACCGUCACCAUCAAAACCCUUCAUGGGUGGAUGAGUUUCUCGACUUCUCGUCGGCAAGACGCGGGUCCCACCGACGGUCGGCUAGUGACUCCAUCACCUUCAUGGAGGCACCAAUGCUCAAGGGUGGGGUUGACAGGUGCGAGUUUGAUAGGUUUGAUGAUGAACAAUUCAUGUCCAUGUUCAGUGACGAGGUUUCAGGGAAAGCCAUGAUGCCACCAUCAUUGUCCUCUUCCUCCAACCCUUCAAGCCCUUCUGAUCAUAACAGCGGCAUCAACGAUGAGAAAGAAAUGAACCGUGAAAAGGAGGAAGAUGAGAAGCAAGAGGAGCAACAAUUGAAGAAUGAAGCAUAUUUGGAUCAAAGCCAAUGCAAACAGGAAAUCACAGAAGCUCUGAAUGAUGAUGAUGAUGAUGAUGAUAAUAGUAAUAACAAUGCAAACACAACAACUUGUUCCAAUGACAAAAUUACUGACCCCAAGAGGGUCAAAAGAAUCUUGGCAAAUAGACAAUCUGCACAAAGAUCUAGAGUGAGGAAGCUGCAAUACAUAUCAGAGCUUGAGCGAAGUGUAACUUCAUUACAGGCCGAAGUUUCAAUACUGUCUCCACGGGUUGCAUUUUUGGAUCAUCAUCGCUUGCUUCUAAAUGUUGACAACAGUGCUCUCAAGCAAAGAAUCGCUGCCCUGGCACAAGACAAGAUCUUCAAAGAUGCACAUCAAGAAGCACUGAAGAGGGAGAUAGAGAGACUGAGGCAAGUGUAUCACCAACAAAACAUCAAGAAGAUGGACAGUGCUGUAGGGUCACCAUCCCCAUCACCAAAAGCAAGAUGUGAUACUCAUUCUGAAAAGGAACAUCUUAUCAAUGUUUGAACCCUCCCUAGAAGACUC